CAGGAAGGCUGGCGAUGAACCACGCUACGGCCGCGUCUCAUUGUUCUGCCGCAAACCCGGCCGUGCCGAAUUGCCGUGCACAUGGCCCCGCUUUGCUCCCUGACUCCCCAUUCCGGGCUGGGGGAAAAAAAUGACAUUUUAUUCGCCUGCCCUGGCCGAAAGGACAAUCAUUCGCCUUCUGCGGCGGGGUGGGGGUGGGGGGUGUAAAUCUUACUGCGUGGACAUGAAGAGUGGGUGAUUUUGCUCAUGCUGACGCGCUUUUGAGUGUGGAAGAGAAAGGGUUAACUUGUCACCCGUGCUGCGUGUAGGGGACUCGGUCUGUAGGAAGAGUCGCCUUGUAUUUCGCGUGUAGCCCAAACGGAUUUGACGAAUGGGAGCGAUUCUUGGCUUUGUGGUGCGCUCAGUUCACCCUGCAGCCUCCCGUUCAGCCGGUCAAGUCCUGCACCGUUUUGGAGGGUCAAGGUUGCGUCCUAUUUGUUUAGAGAAGGGCCCUUCCUCGCUGUGUGGAAAGGAGACAAAAGGGAUAAGUGUGUAAAGCAAAGGAAUCAAUGGGUCCCCCACACACACACUCUGUUUGCAGCCGUAGGUACUGCUGGCAUCCCACUAAAACACUGCUUGCUUUGAAACAGCUGCAUCCAACAUUUUCUUUAAUUCCCAAAUACAGUUGGCCUAUGCAGUUUAGAAAGAUGUGCAGGACGGGAUCCUAUGGAUCGUGCGUGUGACAGUGCAAAACCGCAGCCCCAGCCUGCUAUAAGGCAGCAGAACUGGAGGAGGGAAUGUGCUCUUUGGAGCCCUAGUCACGGAGCAAGACCCUGUUGUGCGAGGUGCUGUACAAACACAGAACAAACUGUCCCAAAGAGCUUGGCUGCUUUGAACUUUAAACAGGAUGUGGACACUACGGAAACAUGUUUGUUGGUCUCAGUCCAGUUGCCCAAAGAACCAUCUGACACGUGCACUGGUCAUGAACUUAGAUGAUACCCUCAAAACGGAGUCAAAAGGUUGAAUGGACCAUUGAGGCUGAGGCACAUUGCUGGGUAUAACCCUCACCCUUCUGGAUACAGCGUGUGACAAAGACCCAAAUGAAGAAUGCAACAAAAUUAUCCAUGAACAUUUGCUGUAAUGUAAAGGUGUCCCCCUUAUGGAAUUCAAAGAACAGUUCGACAUCAUUUAACUUCAACUUUUGUCUAGUCUUUUGAAGAAUGGGCAUCAUCACUUUACAAGGCCAAAUAGAGAAUUCUCCUGUAAACACCAGUAAUCUAAAUUGCAUGCUUCCUGGGACUAAGUAAUUUAUAAAAUUGGAUGCCGUACGGACAAUUUGUAAUCAGGAUAAAGAAGCUUGGGAAAAACAAGUAAACCGUUUUUAUAUAUUAAUAAGACGUUAUUUUAAUUGCAUAUUUAGCAAAACCCCACAAUUAUUAAAUGACAGUAUGAUUAUUGUGACUUCCUACAAGAUCUCACUUAGCAUGUCAGCUGUUUGCAAACGGAAAAGAGAGAGGAAGAUUAUGGUUCAGUCGAUCUCCAAAUGAUCAAAAGUCAAUACCACAGUUUUGUAACUCGUCUCUUCAGCACCAUCCAAAGAUGUGAAAUUUGCUUCUCUGCAGAAUCUUAGGGCUGCUUUGGGUGGCAAUAAACAGCUGACUCACGUCCGAGGAAAGCACAACAAUGGGAGUUCUCAAAUGAGCGUGCGGCAGGAAUAGGCCACCACCACCUACUCACUCACACUAAAGGUCUCCAGGAGGAGUUCUCCUGACACCAUGGAGAUUCUGUUCCUGAAAAUGCUUCUGCUGCUGGCUGGCUGUUUAGUUGGGCUCUUCUAUCACCUCUCAGAUCUUUGUGUGGGUGAGAAGAGAACAGUUCAGAACAAGCCAAAUUUCAUAGUCAUUUUGGCAGAUGAUGUUGGAUGGGGGGACCUUGGGGCCAACUGGGCAGAAACCAAGGACACUCCUAACUUGGAUCAGAUGGCUGCAGAAGGAAUGAGAUUUGUGGAUUUUCACUCCGCUGCAUCCACUUGCUCCCCAUCCCGUGCCUCCCUGCUCACAGGAAGGCUCGGCAUUCGCAAUGGAGUGACCCACAACUUUGCUGUCACGUCAGUGGGUGGCCUCCCCCUCAAUGAGACUACGUUAGCUGAGGUGCUGAAGGAAGCAGGAUACAUCACUGCGGUAAUAGGUAAAUGGCACCUCGGGCACAGCGGCCUCUAUCAUCCCAACUUUCGUGGUUUCGACUAUUACUUCGGGAUCCCCUACAGUCACGACAUGGGUUGUACUGACACCCCAGGCUACAACCUCCCUCCCUGUCCGGCAUGCCCUCGACACUCUGCAGCCACAAGCAGCCAUGGAAGAGAUUGUUACACCAAGGUGGCUCUUCCUCUCUUUGAAAACAUCACCAUCAUCCAACAGCCUGUGAACCUCACUGGCUUGGCUGCAGAGUAUGCAGAAAAAGCAACUCAGUUCAUCCAGUGCGCAAGUGAAAGCGGACGCCCGUUCUUCCUAUACCUAGCGCUGGCCCAUAUGCACGUGCCCUUGGUCCUCGCUCAGCCUCCCUCCAGCCCCUCAUUCCCUGAGCCAUACCGAGCCAGCCUGAGGGAGAUGGAUGCCCUGGUGGGACGGAUAAAGGACAAAGUUGAUGGCUGCGGGAAGGAAAACACAUUCCUUUGGUUCACAGGAGACAACGGCCCUUGGGCUCAGAAGUGCGAGCUCGCAGGGAGCGUGGGCCCGUUCUCCGGGGCAUGGCAAAGGCAACGAGGUGGGAGUGCAGCCAAGCAAACGACCUGGGAAGGGGGACAUCGAGUUCCGGCGCUGGCUUAUUGGCCUGGCAGGAUCCCUGCAAACGUGACGAGUGCUGCACUCUUGAGCACCACAGACAUUUUCCCCACCUUGGUGUCCCUGGCAAAGGCAAGCCUGCCUCCCAACAGGCGCUUUGAUGGUUCAGACGUGUCUGAGAUUCUCUUCGGGCAGUCGCACCAAGGGCACAAGACGUUGUUUCACCCCAAUAGUGGAGCAGCUGGAAAGGACGGAGAGAUAAAAGCGCUACGGCUGGCUCAAUACAAGGCAUUUUACACUACAGGCGGGGUGAAAGCCUGUGACGGAAGCAUUGGGCUAGAAGAGCAUCACCAACCGCCGCUCAUUUUUAAUCUGGAUCAAGACAUUCAGGAGCAGGUGCCUCUGGACGUGAAGGCUGGCGAGUAUCAGGCUGUGCUACCUGCGAUAACCAGGGCUUUGACAGACUUUCUUCAGGAUAUUGCAACAGACAACGUCUCAACAGCGGAUUACUCCCAUGAUCCAGCAGCGACGCCCUGCUGCAAUCCACAGCACAUAGUUUGCCGAUGUCAGGCUAGCUGCUCUAGCUGUAACAGCGAGCCGUAGACAAGAGUUUCACACUGAAUCGGCUAGCAGGCAAACCAAGAGGGGCUUGGAUAAUUUGCUGCAGUAACUUUAACAGCCAUGCAGAUAUGAGUCAUUCAUACAGAAGACCUGGAAGAACUCAAAGAUGUGGCAUUUGUUUCUGUAGGAUGCACGAAAGAAAGAGGCUUAACGAAGAAAUCAGUUUCAACAGUAAACUAGGUCUCAUGCUAUACAGACUAAUGUCCAGGGAAAUGAUCACGCCAGCUUGUGUUCCCAAAGAGUGAAAGAGUUUAAACUGUAAUAAUGCUUUAUACUGUUUCACUGUCUUUUCGUUUCUUCAAUUAUUAUGACAACCAAAUAAUCUAGUUUAAAGUACAUUUGCACCUUGCAGCAAUAAAAGAGAAGAUCCUGUAAAAGGACCUUUGUAGAGGAUGUAUUUCUGCUCUCAGUGGAUAUGUGCAACUUCCACUGAAUAUUAACAGAAGUUGUGCCCGAGUGCAUGGAGAGAUGCACACCCACCCCUGCAAACUCACUCUCCCUGGCAUGCAUUCUGAAUAAGGAAAGGAAGCAGACUGCUUGAUG
Molecule: messenger RNA, 3923 nt
Organism: Terrapene triunguis (Three-toed box turtle)
Lineage: Eukaryota; Metazoa; Chordata; Testudines; Emydidae
Gene: ARSG
Product: arylsulfatase G
Exons: 14
Coding region: 1755-3362 (535 amino acids)
Molecular function (GO): arylsulfatase activity
Source: RefSeq, a predicted model, not a curated record